This is a messenger RNA of Papaver somniferum (opium poppy), 1770 nucleotides long. RefSeq names its product methionine gamma-lyase-like. Gene Ontology annotation, biological process: transsulfuration. Gene Ontology annotation, cellular component: cytoplasm. The transcript has 2 exons. Lineage: Eukaryota; Viridiplantae; Streptophyta; Magnoliopsida; Ranunculales; Papaveraceae. Bases 223 to 1575 code for a protein of 450 amino acids. Gene Ontology annotation, molecular function: carbon-sulfur lyase activity; pyridoxal phosphate binding. The record is from RefSeq and is a predicted model, not a curated record.
UAUGCUCUCGUAUAUACCAUAUAUGUCUACAUACGAUGUAUCUAUAUAAUCUAAUUCUAUGUUGAAACGUAUGUUCCUAUUAAUUACUCUCUCUCUCUCUCUCUAUAUAUAUAUAUAUAGUACGCCAUACAUCUUCAUUACCAUACUAAACAAUUUUCCCUUUGCCUUCCCUUUGUUUCUUCAAAACCUAAGCCGCUUUAAUCAAGUUUUUAUAUUUCAUCCAUGGCAGAGGUAGAAAACAGUGUCAAAGUUGUUGCUCAUCCCGUUAGCAAGAAAAGAUCAAAAGAUGCCGAUAAACAAACCUUUAUCACGUCGAAGAAAGCAUCCCUAUUGUUUAAGGACGGUGGUGAUCGGAUUGAUCCAGCGUCGGCGUUAGCAAACGCAAGGCACGAGUUCGGUGAGCAUGGAGGGGUAAACAUGUCAAUUGAAGCGUCGGCAACGUUUACAGUGAUGGAACCUGACACUAUGAGAAAAAUGUUCAAUGGUGAAUUAGGAGCUGAUCGGGAUUUUUUCAUUUAUAGCCGACAUUUUAAUCCGACAGUUUUGAAUCUUAGCCGUUCGAUGGCAGCAAUGGAAGGUACGGAAGCUGCUUAUUGUACUUCAAGUGGUAUGUCAGCUAUAUCGUCUGUUUUGAUGCAGCUAUGUUCCAGUGGUGGACAUGUUGUUGCUUCUCAAUGCUUAUAUGGUGGUACGCAUGCUUUGUUAACACAUUUUCUGCCUAGAGUUUGUAAUAUCACAACUACCUUUGUUGAUGUCAAGGAUUUGGGGAGUGUUAGAAAUGCGAUCGUGGAAGGGAAGACGAAAGUGUUGUAUUUUGAAUCAAUUUCUAACCCAACUUUGGAUGUUGCUAAUGUGUCUGAGCUUUGUAGGAUAGCUCAUGAUAAUGGUGUUAUGGUUGUUGUUGAUAAUACUUUUGCACCUAUGGUUUUGUCUCCGGCUCGACUUGGUGCUGAUGUUGUUGUUCAUAGUAUUUCCAAAUAUAUCAGCGGGGGAGCCGAUAUCAUCGCAGGUGCGAUAUGUGGGCCGGCAAGUGUAGUGAACUCUAUGAUGGAUCUUCAUCAAGGGGCAUUGAUGUUAUUGGGACCCACAAUGAAUGCUAAAGUUGCAUUUGAGCUGUCGGAAAGGAUCCCUCACUUGAGCUUAAGAAUGAAAGCUCAUUGUCAUAGAGCCUUAACAUAUGCAACAAGAAUGAAGAAAAUGGGCUUGAAAGUCAUAUACCCGGGGCUUGAAGAACACCCUGAUCACAAACUUUUGAAAUCAAUAGCCAACCCAGACUAUGGAUUUGGUGGAAUUCUUUGCUUGGACAUGGAAACCGAGGAUCGAGCAAAUCGUUUAAUGAAUCAGUUGCAAAAUUGUACUCAGUUUGGUUUGAUGGCAGUGAGUUUGGGUUAUUAUGAAACACUUAUGUCGUGUUCUUCGAGCAGUACUAGUAGUGAGCUGAAUAACGAGGAGAAAGAAUUGGCGGGGAUAUCUCCAGGGUUGAUUAGAAUGUCGGUCGGAUAUACUGGAACAUUAGAACAAAGAUGGAGCCAGUUUGAGAAAGCUAUCACUCGGAUGUCAGAUGGAAAGCUGUGAAAAUAUGCUAGAUGAUGCUUGAUCAAUCGACUUAGAUUUCUGUUCAAUCUGAUUCCUUCUUUCUUAUUUGUUUGUUUAGAAUCUUGAAUUGUUUUCACUUGAUUAUAAUGUGUCAUACUUGGUACAAUUUUAUGUUCGUUGUUAUUGUACUUUGUUCAAGGACAAUUAUUAAUAUCAAAAAUGAUAUUCCCUCGA